UCAAUAUAUUUUACAGAAAGAAGAAGAAAACGUCAGUCAGUAAACAAAAACAAGGAACGAGAGUGAUACUCUUAAUACAAAUUUGUAGCUUUUUAAAGGUUUGUUUGAAUCGACAAUAUAAUGAAAUAAUUUAACUUUUUACAACAAUAAAAUAUUGAGAUGGAGGGCUCCAAGUCGAGCACAACCAUGCAGGUGAGCUUCGUGUGUCAGCGAUGCUACCAGCCGCUGAAACUGGACAAGUCCUUCAAUGUACUCGACCGAGUCACCAUCCUCGAGCUCACGGCGCCGUUGGUCACGGUGACACCCAGCAAGCAGGCUGACAGCAGCGAGGGAGAACCAGCACCAGAGGAAACUUUUGUAGAAAACAAGCAGGAUGGAGUGUCAAGAAAAUACAUCCCUCCUGCGAGGAUGAUGUCAACAGAAAGCGCCAACAGUUUCACACUGAUUGGAGACGCUUCAGAUGGCGGCACCAUGGAAAACCUGAGCCGAAGACUUAAGGUUACCAGUGAUCUGUUUGACAUCAUGUCUGGUCAGACUGAUGUGGAUCACCCUCUGUGUGAGGAAUGCACGGACACUCUGUUGGAUCACCUGGACACACAGCUCAACAUUACAGAGAACGAGUGCCAGAAUUACAAGCAGUGUCUGGAGCUGCUGUCAAACCUCCAGGCAGAAGACGAGAAGACGCUCCUCUCAGAGCUGCAGCAGCUGAAAGACGAGGAGGCCACUCUGGUCCAGGAGCUGGAGGCUGUGGAGGAGCAGAGAGCUGCCGUGGCUCAGGACUUAACCCAAAGCAGGAUCCAGUCCCAGCAACUGGACACGGAGGAGCUACAGUACCAAAAAGAAUACAGCGAGUUCAAACGACAGCAGCUAGAGCUGGACGACGAGCUGAAGAGCGUCGACAACCAGAUGCGAUACUGUCAGAUCCAGCUGGACCGACUGAAGAAGACCAACGUUUUUAAUGCAACAUUUCACAUCUGGCACAGCGGCCAGUUUGGUACCAUCAACAACUUCCGACUGGGUCGACUUCCCAGCGUUCCCGUGGAGUGGAACGAGAUCAACGCGGCGUGGGGGCAGACGGUGCUUCUGCUGCAUGCUCUGGCCAACAAAAUGGGGCUGUGUUUUCAAAGAUACCGGCUUGUUCCAUAUGGAAAUCACUCCUACUUAGAGUCACUAACAGACAAAUCAAAGGAACUUCCCCUGUACUGCUCCGGAGGUCUGAGGUUCUUCUGGGACAAUAAAUUUGAUCACGCCAUGGUGGCCUUCCUGGAUUGUGUCCAGCAGUUCAAAGAAGAGGUGGAAAAGGGCGACACCGGUUUCUGCCUCCCGUAUAGGAUGGACGUUGAGAAAGGAAAGAUAGAGGACACGGGAGGCAGCGGCGGCUCCUACUCCAUCAAAACCCAGUUCAACUCUGAGGAGCAGUGGACCAAGGCCCUCAAGUUUAUGCUUACCAAUCUGAAAUGGGGCCUGGCCUGGGUCACCUCUCAGUUCUACAACAAAUAAACAGAUUCUGGACUUAAUCAGCCCUAAUGAAUACAAAUAUGUGAUUAUGAAAGUUGAAUAAAAAACUAAAAAUAACUAAAA
Messenger RNA from Oryzias melastigma (Indian medaka), 1581 nucleotides. RefSeq names its product beclin 1, autophagy related (gene becn1). Gene Ontology annotation, cellular component: phosphatidylinositol 3-kinase complex, class III, type II; phagophore assembly site; phosphatidylinositol 3-kinase complex, class III, type I. The transcript has 12 exons. Gene Ontology annotation, biological process: autophagosome assembly; autophagy; cellular response to nitrogen starvation. Lineage: Eukaryota; Metazoa; Chordata; Actinopteri; Beloniformes; Adrianichthyidae. The record is from RefSeq and is a predicted model, not a curated record. Bases 160 to 1500 code for a protein of 446 amino acids.